ACGUGUCUAUAUGAUAAAUUCCAUGACGUGUGCGUGUCAUUAUAUACAUACGCCUCUGUGGAAAACUGUCUUUUUGUCAAAUCUUUUGGAGGCUGAGGAGACUCGUGUGAUGCAACGAACGAAUCAUGUUUGUUACGACGAUUAUAUCGCUUCGGCCACAUACGUAUAAUCGUUAUCACGAUGUAAAACCUGCGCAAACAAACCGUUUCUACACGCACGUCUGAUUACGUUUUUUUACAAGACCAUGGCCGCGGAACCUUGUGCUCCGGUUUUUAACCAACGAAGAAUGAAGAGGACGCCAAUAUAUAUAUUUGCAGAUAUUUAAGAAUAUGAUCUUCGUUGCAUCUCGGGAAAGGUUUGCGUGGCACGUAUGUUAACGACAACGAUCUGCAAGACGUACGAGCCAUCUUGCUCCAAAGCAACGUAAACUAAUGCGUCCCAAGUGUCGUUGGAUCGAGCCCAACUUAUGCCGGGAGAAAUUCUUCCGUAUUCGUAUAUCGGUGUGGUCGAUGCUAUAUAGAGAUUCUUCACGAUACGAAGGUGGAUGACGGUUCGGUCAAUGACGCCUGUGAUUAUUUUAAUGAUACUCGCAUUCGUCGCGGGACAACAAGCGGUAGAUAAUUUUAACACCGAACUGGUAGCGGAACAAGAUGACGCUCUCCUCUUGGUCUCUACGCUUGGAGGAUUGCUCGUGGGCGUUGAUCAAUGGUCUGGAAAAAUACGAUGGCAACAAGACGAUGAACCUGUAGUCAAAGUGCCCAUCAAUCUGUCAGGAACUAAAAUGCCUAUGUUUCUACCAGAUCCCAGAGACGGUUCGCUCUAUCUCUUUGGCAGAGAAACGGAGGCCGUGAAAAAGCUACCAUUUACCAUUCCUCAGUUAGUCGCCAGGAGCCCAUGUAGAAGCAGCGACGGUAUAUUGUACACUGGCAGAAAAAUUGACACUUGGUUCAGUAUUGACCCGAUGACCGGUGAAAGGGAACAGCUUUUAAGUUUUCAUAAAGUGAAGGAUACGUGCCCUUUAGAAAUGCAGAAUACUAUCUUUGUCGGUCGUACGGAAUAUAAUAUUAUCAUGGUAGACAGCAAGCAUAAGGACAGAAAGUGGAAUGUAACAUUCUAUGAUUAUUCCGCUAUGCAAAUGAACGCUGACGUGAUGGAAGAUUACGAUUUGGUACAUUUCACCACAAGUUCAACAGGUCGCGUAGUGACUCUGGACAGAUUAGGUAGGAUUCUUUGGAAAUUGGAUUUGAAAAGCCCAGUGAUAGCCAUGUAUACCGUAACCAAAAAUGGGCUGCUGAUGGUUCCUUUCACAAGUAUUGCCGAUCCGUUGUUGGAGAAAUUUGCGACAAAGCCGACUGACGUUCAAUGGUUUCCAACUUUGUACGUUGGACAGCAUCAGUAUGGUCUCUAUGCGUUACCGUCACUCGUUGAUUUGGACACGGCAACUAUAUCGAGCGAUAUAGGACAAUUGUUGCUGGAAGGGCCAUUGGUCACGUCGCAUCCUCGUACGGACGAUAAUAAUGUACCAUUGCCAGGGGAUCACGUUUUCAUUUCCAAUAUUGACGUAACCAACGACGGUUAUCAAAGCAUCAAGCAUACUGAAAAUGCCAUUAUGUUAGGCCAUUACAAGGUACCCGCGGAAUACAAACCGCAAAAUCAGCUCCUUCAAAUAACUGGACGAUCUGACCCGAUAAUCUUGGAGACUUCGACGUUGAAUGUCACUGGGACCAAGUUAUCUGUCGCCGUGCAGACGAAUAUGUCAAACGAUGACACGCGGAGUUGGCAGAGACGUAUAUUAAACACUUACAGCACGAGCAAAAUGUGGCUCACACGACAGGAAAACAUAGAUAUGAAACUGAUUGUGAUCCCAGUUACCGUGACAAUUUGCACGAUUGUAAUUUGCUAUCUGUAUAAGCAACGUAAGAACCAACUCCAACACGUGUCGCAGGGUUCACGCGAGAGCAGUCGUACGACGUAUUCUGGUAAAUCGGGAACUUCGGUUGUUAUGCCAGAAGAGAUCGGGGACGGCUUGGUUAAAGUGGGAAAAAUUACGUUCGACACAGGAGAGGUUCUUGGCAAAGGAUGCGAAGGAACGUUUGUGUACAAAGGUGAAUUUGACGGUCGUGCUGUAGCUGUGAAGCGGUUGUUGCCGGACUGCUUUACGUUCGCGGAUCGGGAGGUAGCCCUCUUGAGAGAAUCAGACGCACACGUGAACGUAGUCAGAUACUUUUGUACCGAACAGGAUCGUAUGUUCAGAUACAUCGCCUUGGAGUUAGCGGAAGCCACUUUGCAGGAUUACGUGGCGGGCAAAUACGAUCGGGGAAAGAUAUCGGUGAAAAAUAUGUUGCGUCAGGCCACAUCUGGAUUAGCGCAUCUUCAUUUCCUGAAUAUCGUUCAUAGGGACAUAAAGCCUCACAAUGUCUUGCUCUCUGUUCCUGGACCUCGCGGGGAGGUACGCGCCAUGAUAUCGGAUUUUGGAUUGUGUAAAAAACUUCAACUCGGCCGCGUAUCAUUUUCACGAAGAUCCGGUAUCACUGGAACUGAUGGCUGGAUCGCGCCAGAGAUGUUGAAUGGAGAAAGAACGACGUGCGCCGUCGACAUUUUCUCGCUUGGUUGCGUUUUUUAUUAUGUUCUUUCCGGUGGCAAGCAUCCUUUCGGUGAUCCGCUACGAAGACAAGCUAAUAUUCUCUGUGGCGAGAGCAAUCUGACAGCGUUGGAAAAAGUGUCGUCGAGUGACAGAGAAUUAGCGUUGUUGCUUAUCAAGGCGAUGAUAUGCGGUAAUCCUGCCGGGAGGCCGCCAGCUUUGGCAGUUUGUACGUACCCAAUCUUUUGGACGUCAGCAGAGAUUCUGGGUUUCUUUCAGGAUAUCAGUGAUCGGGUGGAAAGGGAUCAGUCCAACAGUCCGGCUUUAAUAGCAUUGGAAACUCACGGCAAGCGCGUAACAGGGGACGAUUGGAGAUUGUAUAUAGAUCUCGAAGUUGCAGCAGAUUUGCGCAAGUAUAGAAGUUACCGAGGCGAGAGCGUAAGAGACCUACUCAGGGCUUUACGGAACAAGAAGCAUCACUACAGAGAAUUGAGUCCGAAGGCACAGGAGAGUCUUGGCGAGAUUCCCAACGAAUUCACGGAAUAUUGGACGUCCAGAUUUCCAUGCUUAUUGUGCCACGUGUGGUGCGCGAUGCAAAACUUUCGACACGAAUCGAGCCUAAAACAGUACUACCAUACAACGUAUACUUUUGCGAAUGGUUAUGAGGGGCAACGAGCACGCACACGGGUGGAUCAAGUUAAUACGGCGUUAUCGACGUCGACCAGGAUGGGAAAAACGGAUAGCGUCGAUUGGAGCCCCAAUCGAACAAGAUACCGUGGCCAGAGAAGAAAACAAGAAAAGAAAAAACAGGAGGAGCCAUCAACGUGGUUAUUACAUCCGCCAACGUGAACUGUCUCGGACGUACUACAAACUAAGUAAAGAAAUGAUGAAAAG
This is a messenger RNA of Temnothorax curvispinosus, 3475 nucleotides long. RefSeq names its product serine/threonine-protein kinase/endoribonuclease IRE1 (gene Ire1). The transcript is spliced from 13 exons. The record is from RefSeq and is a predicted model, not a curated record. Gene Ontology annotation, cellular component: IRE1-TRAF2-ASK1 complex. Gene Ontology annotation, molecular function: protein serine/threonine kinase activity; ATP binding; RNA endonuclease activity. Gene Ontology annotation, biological process: intrinsic apoptotic signaling pathway in response to endoplasmic reticulum stress; IRE1-mediated unfolded protein response; mRNA processing. Bases 545 to 3430 code for a protein of 961 amino acids. Lineage: Eukaryota; Metazoa; Arthropoda; Insecta; Hymenoptera; Formicidae.